ACCUAAUUAGUUUGUUUUCUUAGCAUACCAGCUGGAAUUUACUGCACGGUUGCACUUCUGGGUUUUUCAUCGACAAGUUGUGAGGCUGCACUGGUGAACUGAGUUUCUACUUGUUGGAGGUCUUUGGACACCCAUAAAUACACAAGCCGAUCUUAUUUCUCUGUAACUGUUCACCUCAAUCUGCACAUCUCAUGCAGACCACGCUCCAUCUGGACAGGACUGACCAAUGAGUGAAGGGAGGAGAAUCCACUAUGGCAAUCUCCCAAUUUCGUCUUUUCAAAAUCUGCACAUGCCUUGCCACGGUGCUCUCUUUCUUUAAGAGAUUAAUAUGUAGGUCAGGAAGACUAAGAAAAUUAAGUGGAGAUCGGAUAACCCUUCCUACAACAGUAGAUUAUUCAUCUGUUCCUAAACAGCAGUCUGAGGUAGAGGACUGGAGUUCCUGGGAUGAAGAUGCUCCCACUAGUAUUAAAAUUGAAGGUGGCAACGGUACUGUUGUUCCUCCACAAAACAGCGACCCUGAAGAACCCGACUAUUUUAAAGAUAUGGCUCCAACAAUAAGGAAAGCACAGAAGAUUGUCUUAAAGAAAAGGGAGCCAUUAAAUUUCAGCAUGCCUGAAAGCAGCACUGGAUUUUCUAGCCGACUAGCAGCUACACAAGAUUCUCCUUUCAUCCAGCCAUCUGGUGAGCUGGGGGAUUUAGACACUUGGCAAGAAGAUACAAAUGCCUGGGAAGAUGAAUCUGAUGUGACUUGGGAAGCAGAAGAAGUAUUAAGGCAGCAGAAGAUGGUAGAAAGAGAGAAAAGAGCUUUGGACCAGCAGCGCAAAAAAAUGGAGAAAGAAGCCCAAAGGUUAACAAAAAAAGAGCAGAAAAUUGCCGUUAAGCUCUCCUAACUUUGAAAUAUCAAGAGACAUUCUCGUAGUAGAGUGUGCGUUUCCACCAUCUGAGCAGUAUCAUUUAGAGUUUUUUUGUUUUUUUUUUUUGAAUGGGAAGGGAAAUAUAUAUAUAUAUUUUAAAUGGCUGCUACUUAUCAUUUAUUCUCUAAAGUCCAGUUUAGCGGCCAAUAUUGACUAACUAAUAAUAUCAGGUUUUGUAAAUAUACUUUAAUAUUGUGUCAUGCGAUACUUUAAACAUGGCAGGUGACGGAAACAAUGAACUUUUGUGGAACAUGUUUGGUUUUUUUUUUGGUUUUUUUUUUUAAAAGCAUUUUGCUGGAGACGGCCUAAAAAUGCAGUUAUUUAUUUGACCACGUCUAAAGCCUUGGAGAUCCAAUCACUGAACCAUGCAUUUGGGCAGACUGUCAUAACUGCUUGAUGAUAUUUAUGAUAAAUUGUGUGUCUCUUAACCUGUUUCUGUUGUGUUUCUGAAUGUACAUUUGAACUUGUUAUUGAGAUAAUCGACAAUGGAAUUCUUUGAUUUGGAUACACGUUUCCGAGCACCCAAAGCUGUAAGUUUCAUAUUUUAUCAAGUUAAACGCCUGUUUCUAGAGUGUGCUAUGUGCAGUUUUCAAACGUCUUUCAAAAAGUGAAUAGUUAAGAAAAGGAUUUUGUCCAAGGGAUUUGGUCACAAAGAUGUUUGCUUAUAGGACAGUGGCAAACAUAAUGAUGUCGACUGUUAUCUCAAUCAGGGUAUACCAAAAAUGAUCCUUAGCUGUUCUUGUUCUAUAAUAUACACCUUUAUAUGCUGGGGCACACUGGUGUCCUUGUUACAGUACUGGUAUGUACCGUGAGCUCAUCUUCGAACACCCACUAACAACACAAGCAGCCAUUUCACCCCGAGUGUGUGUGUCCUUUUGUCAUGUUUAACUACUUUUUAGGUACACUAAUUGCUUUCAGGUCAACAUGAGUUGUUCCUAUUUGUAAACGACUCAAACAAAAACGUUAAUCAGAAAAGACAAUAAAUGAUUAAGAAGUCUAAAUCUCACAGUAUGUGAUAGUGUAAUACUUUUGAAUAGUUUCUACUAAUUUCUUCAUUUUAAUCGCAAGUCAUUAAUUCACUUGUAGCAGUUCAAUCUUCUAUACAGAGGACAAGAAUCUGAGCUGUCCCUGACAGUAAUGUGAGCAUCUGCACUCUCGGAAUUUAAUACAAUUGUUUUUGUUUUGUAUACAAACUGUUGCCAAAAGAAGUAAGUACCUUUUCAUUAAUUAAUUUUCUUAAUGUAGUACUAUUGAGAGAAGCAAAAGCAAUAUUCUUAAGGAAAUUGACAGGUUUUUACACUGUAAUUCAUUUUUAUUAUUAUUAAUCAGUGAAAUUUGCCUUACAGAUGAAGAAGUCGUCCUUUUUAAGUUACUUCCUUUGUUUUAGAGUUUAGCUGCAUAGCAAGCAUGGCUGUUCUUUUGAUAGAUUUUAAUUUUUGUACUUGAUUUUCAUUUUAUGAUCAGAUUUGUUUGCUGCUCAAAGCGAGUAACUUCAGUAAAUGACAACUCUGGGGGACCAUCACUCAGACCAAUUUUGGGCUGCAGCAAUGCAAGAAUGAUUAUGUGUGAGAUUGCACCAUGAACUAUACCAUGAAUGAUAAAUUAAAGCAAAAUGAGUUGUUCCACUUUCAAGGUUUUCAAUUGUGCAAAUUGAAUGUGUUCUCACUUCUGUCUGAUUCAUUCAUUCAAAUAAAGAAACUCUACAGAAUCAUGAAAUAAAUUAUUCUUUCAAGCUGUGUUAAA
This is a messenger RNA of Polypterus senegalus (gray bichir), 2657 nucleotides long. RefSeq names its product estrogen receptor binding site associated antigen 9 (gene ebag9). Bases 252 to 890 code for a protein of 212 amino acids. Gene Ontology annotation, cellular component: secretory granule. The transcript has 7 exons. The record is from RefSeq and is a predicted model, not a curated record. Lineage: Eukaryota; Metazoa; Chordata; Cladistia; Polypteriformes; Polypteridae.